Messenger RNA from Elaeis guineensis (African oil palm), 1774 nucleotides. Its product is annotated as protein PIN-LIKES 3. The record is from RefSeq and is a predicted model, not a curated record. NCBI's taxonomy places the organism in Eukaryota, Viridiplantae, Streptophyta, Magnoliopsida, Arecales, Arecaceae. Gene Ontology annotation, cellular component: membrane. Gene Ontology annotation, biological process: endoplasmic reticulum to cytosol auxin transport.
GGCCAAGCGCUACUUACUCUUAAACGUGCCGCACUUGCCGUGUCCAGGUACAGAAUAUACCAAGUGCCAGCUUAACAUGAUUGCCCGUUCUUCGGUUAUUAUUGAAGCCCAACAAGCCUUGGAGUUGGAAGGAAGGAGGAGUGAAAUCGGAGAAAGCAGGAGAAGAAGAGUCGAUUGGAGAUGGAGCCAUUUGCAACAAUUAGUGAGUACUAGCAGAAGAAUUCACUGGGAAACUCUCGGAGCUGAUUUACGCAUGGGCCUCUUGAAUCUUUUCGUCACCGCAUCAAUACCAGUCCUUAAUGUACUUCUCUUGACUGGUGUUGGAUCAAUUUGUGCAACACGUCGCAUUGGCAUUUUAGGCAAGGAUGCAACGAAGCAUUUGAACAAUGUUGUAUUCUUUGUAUUCAAUCCAGCUCUUGUGGCAACUAAUUUAUCUCAAACUAUCACAAUGGAGAGCAUGGUUUUAUUGUGGUUUAUGCCAGUCAAUCUCUUACUAAAUUUUGUACUUGGUUCUGCACUUGGAUGGGUUGUUAUCCAAAUCACUAAUGCUCCUACCCACUUGAGGGGCGUCAUCUUGGCAUGUUGUUCUGCUGGAAAUGUGGGCAAUUUACUUCUAAUCUUGGUCCCUGCAAUGUGUAAAGAGAAAGGUACCCCAUUAGGAAGUCAUGAUGUUUGUGGUACAUAUGGUUUAGCAUAUGCAUCCCUUUCGAUGGCGAUAGGUACUAUUCUGCAAUGGUCUUAUGUCUACAACAUUGUGAGAAUAUCUUUGUGUGAUAAAGAAGGCAGCGUAAACAACAACAUGCCAAAAGUGGAGUUUCCAGAAGAAACUAAAAGUUUACUCCCUCCUAGCUGCAGCCCUGAGAAAGUAUCAAUUAGUGGUUGCAUGGCAGCAAGGUUAAAUAAGAUGAAAUAUCUUAUGAGGAAAUUAUCGGGAGUAGUUCACCUUAAAAGGAUGUUUGCACCGGCAUCCAUCGGAGUGAUCAUUGGAUUUAUUAUCGGUGCAAUCCCCCAAAUAAGAGAAGCAAUUGUAGGUCAAGAUGCUCCACUUCGUGUUAUUCAAGAUUCAGCUGCUUUGUUGGGUAAUGGCACAAUUCCAAGUCUGAUCUUGAUAACAGGAGGAAACCUUACCAAAGGUUUACAUGGUCCGGGUGUCAAAUGCACCCUCAUUCUUGGAGUUGCAAUCGUUCGCUAUAUUGCCUUGCCUUUAUUUGGGGCAGCCAUGGUAAAGGGGGCAAUUCAUCUAGGUCUUGUGCACCCCGAUCCUUUGUAUCAGUUUAUUCUUCUGCUUCAACAUGCUGUUCCACCUGCAAUGAACAUUGCUUCCAUGAUUCAAAUGUUUGAGGCUGGUGAAGGAGAACUAUCUGUUAUUUUUCUAUGGACAUAUGCUGUGGCUUCAGUGGCACUCACCCUCUGGUUGACGCUCUUCUUGUGGCUUGUGUCGUGAUGGUCUUCUCUAAACCUUGGCAAAGGGGUGUCAACACAACACAGCACCAUAUAACCAUACAACGUAUUCAGCUGGGAAUUCCAUAUGUUGACAUUUGUACAAUUUGCAGAUUGUGUUAUAACAGGAUGCAUAAGGGAUGACCGUUGAAUUAAAGUAGACAACUAUGAUAAUCAGAGGAAUAAGAAAAAAUUUUUCACCUAUGGCUUGAUCUAAUGCACCCAGUUAAUUGACAUUUUUGUUUGGGAAUUGUGUUGGAGUAACCAAUACUUCUAUUUCUAACACAUUGUAACAAUUCAAAUAUUGAUUACUUGGAUAGUAAAGUGUAAUAUU